Molecule: messenger RNA, 3828 nt
Organism: Magnusiomyces paraingens
Lineage: Eukaryota; Fungi; Ascomycota; Dipodascomycetes; Dipodascales; Dipodascaceae
Exons: 2
Coding region: 1-3828 (1275 amino acids)
Source: RefSeq, a predicted model, not a curated record
AUGGACAAGCGAAAGACAAAGUCAACCGACGACUCCUUCGAAGUAUACCGCUUCUAUGUGGUGCCUACGGAUCAGCCUGAAGAAGACAAAAAGCUCAUCCAAGUUUUAGAAAAACACAAGGCCAUCAAUGUAGGCCCCCAGCGACUGCUUUCUUCGGCUGGCCAGGGGAAAAAUAAGCCUGUGACGUCAAUCGAUUAUGCAGCCAUUGUGAUCUCACCAACCAUUGACUUCCCCGAGUAUAGAGAGUGCGUCACCAAGCGGAUCCAGGUCGUUACGCCGCUAUGGGUUUGGGACAGCAUAGACCGCAACAUGCCGCUUAUGUGUCGACCAUACUCUCCGGACCCCAAGCACAUUUUUGCUAAAGACUACUUUGUGGUGGCCGGGCUUGCGUACAACGACGUCGAGGCCAUCCAGGCUGUUGUGCACUGUCUCGGUGGGCAAUAUAGCUCCCAACCACACACACUAACAACACACAUCAUCACCACCAAGUUCGACCAUCCGUACUGCCAGCUGGUGCGCCAAACUAAGCCCAAGGUCAAGAUUGUUCUUCCGCAUUGGAUUGAUGAUUGCCUGAAGUUUAACCGUCGCCUUGAUGAAACCCCUUACUUGUUACCCAAGCCUGCUGUUUUCAACAAUUCCGGCCUAGAGACUUAUGAUUAUGAAAAUGUUUCCUUAGGGGAUGGUCCCAACAGUACGCGUGCCAACGAUACUACAACGUCACGUCAGCAAUCUUCUUCUGUGGUUGAUUUCCCACACGAUUUAAUGAAAAACCGCAAAUUUUACCUCGACGCGAACCUUUCUCUCUCCAACCGUCAGAAAACCUCAAUUCAAAAGAUUAUUUGCCAGGCCGGUGGAUCCAUCAUGGAAGAUAUGGACAAAGACGCGAGCCCCACGCCUUCGCUUAAUGUCUACAUUGGCGAAUGGCGAUCAGGGAGCUCCUACGUGACUGCAUCGCGACGUGGGUGGGUUGUUGCAAAUUUGCGAUGGCUCUACUGGGUAAUUACCAACAAGGAGUGGAAAUCACCGACCAAAGACUUGCUACACUACCCCAAGGUCUAUGGGGGGAUGCCAGAUUUGCACGGAUACAAGGUAAGCAUCACAAACUUCACCGGAGAACUGCGAAGCUACGUGAAAGAGCUGGUGGACUCAUUAGGAGCCGUGUUUGAAACAGGGUUCUGCGACAACCACAAGCUUUUGAUUGCUGGGUGGCCCGACGGACGCAAGUACAAUGCGGCCAAGAAGUGGAACAUUAACGUGGUGAAUCUUCUUUGGCUGGAAGAGACCUAUGCCAAGUGGCAAGUGCAGGCCUUUACGAGUCGAAAGUACUUGUCGUUCCCACGGAUUGGCGACAUUACAACAGCAGUGGGACCAAUCGAACUUGAUGCGCAAGCGCUGAAGAGGUUUUACAUGACGCCGGAGGAGCUAAGCAUGGAUGAGGCGAGUCGCCAUGCAAAACCUAAUGGAGGGGUGAGGGUUGUUGAGCAUGUGGAAGAAGAGAUAAGGAGGAAAAAAAAGGUUGAAGAUGAGGUUAUUAAUAAAGAGAAGAAACCGGUUGAGGAUCCAUCUGAAAAGCCUGUAAAGUCUUCACCAGUGAUUGUUCAAGAGCCUUCAGUUCCUCAGCUUGCACCUGAGUCUGUUGAGCAGCCGCCGGUAUCAACACCUUCACCCAAAAAGUCUGGGGAAAGCACAAGACCAUCUUCUGGUAGACGGGCCAAAGAUGCUGCACUAUCGAAGCUGCAUUUGGACAUGAAAGAUUUGAACAACUAUGAGAAGACAAAACGGCGCAAUAUCCACAAUCUGCCUCUGCCGAAUGAGGAGGAGAAUGAGGAAGAAGAGAAGAAGAAGAAAAAGAAUAACAAAGGAGAAAGGGAGAUUGAUAUUGAUGAGGAGAUGGAGGAUGUGCAUGAAAACGAGCGCAGUCCAUCAAAAAAACGCAACCUCGGAAGUCCAAGCCGAGUGAUGACACCACCGACUAAGAAACAGAAACAUCAUCAGAAGGUUUCGCCGCAGAAAUCACCGUUAAAGAAGGAGGAAGAAUCUGAGCAGCGCAAGGAGCACUCAGUGGCCGAAACCAAGCCGAGGGUUGGCGAUGAUGGGACGAGGGGUGUGGGGGACGAAAGGAGCAGCGAUUCUGAAAGCAAUAGCAAGGUGGUUAACGACAAGAAGAAGACGAGGACGAAGAAGAAGAAAAAGCGGGUGGCGACCUCAGGGAAUGGUGGGGAGCAUAAGGAGGAAGGGGAAGAGCAAGAAAAAGCGGGCGAAGAAGUAGAAUCAGAAUCAGAAGCAGAAGCAGAAUCAGAAGCAGAAUCAGAAGCAGAAGCAGAAGCGGAAGAAGCAAAAGAAGCAGACGGUGACGAAACAGUGGCGGCGACAACGGCGGCGACAACGGAGGCGCAAGUGUCACCACGAGUGACUACAAUGGGAGUAACAGCCACAGGCUUGGCCAAAACGAACGGAAACGACGUGUUUGGAAGAAGCCGGCCAGCAGCACAUGCGACGUACGGCAAGUCGUCCAAGUCAGCAACAGGAGCAGCAGCGGCAGCAGCAGCAGCACGCAGACGUAAGAUGUCUUUACCAUUUUCUGGAGGAGGAGGAGGUGGUGGUGGUGGUGGUGGCGGUGGGGGUUUUAGUACCGCGGAAGAAACAGGUGGUGGUGGUGGAGGAGUAUCGACAGGUUCAGCGGUGGGAGGCAGUAAUAGUAAACCAGGAGCCACUACGAUGACGACGACGACGACGACAAAAUCAGGCGAUGCAAAUGUACCCAAAACAAUUGACUUGACGGACUCGCCGGGAAGUGUGGUUACGGUUCGUAGCACUCCUGAAGGACCACCAUCUGGGUCUGCCACUAGACGUGGGGCCGGAGGAUCAUCGCGCAAAUCUGCAGGGGCAUCUACAGCUACAGGGACAGGUGGUGGUGGCGUGAGCAGCAAAUCUGUGACACCUACACCUACGAAUUCUGGGAGUGGUGGAUCAGGUCUUGGAGCUGUGACAGUGUUACAUACACCAAUGAAACUAUUACUGACGAAUGUGGGGCUUGAGCUAACGGCGGAACAAAUUUCAGGAUUAGCACGGUUAGGUGUACAUGUUACUCAGGAACCACGACAAGCAACACAUGUUGUUGCACCACGGGUAUCUCGUACAGAAAAGUUCAUAGUGGCACUGGCAAGGGCUCCGCGAAUGCUUGUACCGCAGUUUGUACGUGACUUACAGGCAGCCCUGGAGCCUGGUGCUGCAUCACCUGAGGCGCCGCUUGUAAUUGAUCCGGAGGAUGACAAGUACCGGUUACAAGAUGCAGGGAUGGUUUCUAUGUACGGUGCUGAUUUGGAGACUGUGCUUUUACGAGCCGAAGCAGCUCGUGGGAUGUUUCUUCAAGGGCUUGUGUUUAAUAUGACACCGGACAUUAAGGGUGGGUUUGAUGUGAUGGACCGGAUUGUGGCAGCACAUGGCGGGAAACCUUGUGUUGUUGUACGGUCUCCUGGGAAAAUUGCACGCACGUGUAAGCCAUCAAGUGGCGGGAGGAUGAUUUUAAUUGUAAGACCAGAGCAGCAUGAGUAUAUUGAUGCGUUUUUAAAGGCUUUUGGUAAUACGAGAGGAGGAGGAGGAGGAGCAACUACAACAACAACAACAACAUCAACUAGCGGUGGAGAGGAGUCUGGAACUGGAGAUGAUCGUGCGCAAUCGGUACAACCACCACCAGCGACUCGGUCUCGUAAAAGAACUGCGCAUAAUAACAAUUAUACGCCCAUGAUAUUUUCGCAGGAUUGGUUGUUACGAAGCAUUUUGGGCAUGUCUCUGGAUUUUAACAACCAGCUUGUCCAGUAUGAAUGA